This is a messenger RNA of Chelmon rostratus (copperband butterflyfish), 5012 nucleotides long. RefSeq names its product E3 ubiquitin-protein ligase pellino homolog 2. The coding region runs from base 235 to 1521 and encodes 428 amino acids. Gene Ontology annotation, molecular function: protein binding; ubiquitin protein ligase activity. Lineage: Eukaryota; Metazoa; Chordata; Actinopteri; Chaetodontiformes; Chaetodontidae. The record is from RefSeq and is a predicted model, not a curated record. The transcript is spliced from 7 exons. Gene Ontology annotation, biological process: regulation of Toll signaling pathway; protein polyubiquitination.
UUGCGAUACUAACUAGCUACACACCGGCGUUAAAUCCACGAAAAGAUGCGCCUUCACGGGAUUAAAACAAUAAAACAAACAAGAAGAAGUCCGGAAAAACUUUGCCCAACUGUGCCCAAACUUUGAUAGACUACGACCCAAAUCACUUCCCUGCACUUUCGAGUGUGUUAGCAUUGUUUUAUCCCACCACUUUGCCAUUGGACGCGUUUUUUUCUCCUGGAGCAGUCCAGUCUGAUGAAUUCGCCGAAAAAAGACGGAGAUGAUGAUGUGCCCGUUAAAGACCCGGUAAAAUACGGCGAAUUGGUCAUUUUGGGGUACAAUGGCUCUCUUCCAAGCGGAGACCGUGGGCGCAGAAAGAGCCGCUUCGCUCUGUACCGAAGGGCCAAGGCCAACGGCGUCAAACCCAGCGCCGUGCACAUCCUCAACACACCACAGGACAGCAAGGCCGUCCACAGCAGGGGGCAGCACAGCAUCUCUUUCACUCUGUCCCGUAACCAGACGGUGGUGGUGGAGUACUGCCAUGACAACAACACAGACAUGUUCCAGAUUGGACGCUCCACAGAAAGUCCCAUCGACUUUGUGGUGACAGACACCUCUGGAGGGGGGAAGGAGGGGGAGGACCCCUCCAUCGCUCCCAGCACCAUCUCACGGUUCGCCUGCAGAGUGGUGUGUGAACGCAAUCCACCGUACACAGCACGCAUCUACGCCGCUGGCUUUGAUUCCUCCAAAAAUAUCUUCUUAGGGGAGAAAGCAACCAAAUGGAAAAACCCUGAUGGGCAUAUGGAUGGCCUGACCACCAACGGGGUGCUAGUGAUGCAUCCGGAGGGCUUCCCAGAGGACCCCAAGCAGGGUCUGUGGAGGGAGAUCUCCGUCUGUGGAGAUGUCUAUGCCCUGCGGGAAACACGCUCUGGACCCAGCCGGGGCAAACUGGCGGAGGGCGAGAGCAGUGCACUACGUGACGGUUCCCUGGUUGACCUGUGUGGUGCCACCCUGCUGUGGCGUACAGGUGAGGGGCUGAUGCGUGCUCCCACCCUGCGUCACCUGGAAGCACUUCGCCAGGAGCUGAAUGCGUCCCGGCCCCAGUGUCCCGUAGGCCUCAGCACACUGGCCUUCCCCAGCCUGCCACGCAGCCACAGCCUUGAGGAGCGGCAGCCCUGGGUCUACCUCACUUGCGGCCAUGUUCAUGGACGCCACGACUGGGGCCAGAGAUCCGAGGGAGUGGAGGAGCCAGGAGAGGGCGACGGUUCCACAGCCCGCCGAGAAUGUCCCCUGUGCAGGAGCGUGGGUCCCUACGUGCCCCUGUGGCUGGGCUGCGAGCCUGCUGUGUACGUGGACGCUGGAGCCCCCACUCAUGGUUUUGUGCCGUGCGGCCACGUCUCCUCGGAGAGGACAGCCAGGUAUUGGGCCGAGACCCCGCUCCCCCACGGGACGCACGCCUUCAGACCCAUCUGCCCCUUCUGCUCCACUGCCCUCAGCACCCCCGGCUGGACGCGGCUCAUCUUCCAGGGCCCCAUCGACUAGACGCCACUCCUCAGCAACCACUGUCACAGUAACAGGAAGAGGCCUGAGCUUCAUUCAUGUCGCAAGCGUUGAUUGGUGUUAGGUAUGGAUUGGUAAUUGAUGUGUGCAGCAUGCCUGUUAUACGCUCAGGCCACACAUUCUCUGUGUAUAACAAACACGGUCAAAUGUUAUUCAAUGCAGCUCAAGGCUGAAGAAUCCUUCCCCUUGUUUAUUCUUUGGUGAGUGAGUUGAUUGGCACAGGAUCUGAAGAACAGGUGACAAAACAAACCGAAUAAUCAAUACUGUCAUGUGGACGGUAUUUAAACUCCUCCAACAUGGAGGAUUCUGCUGUUUUUCAUUCCAACCAAAUUCUACACAAGCUGAUUUCACCAUUGACCAAACUCUUCAACAGGAGAGUGUUCUCAUCAGUCAAACUGUGCCUGCACAGAAACUCAAACGAUGCUGCUUGACCCCUUUUCAAACAUCAUUUUCACUCCAUGAUCAAAUGACGCAACCCUCCACUAAUUAUAUGCCAUAUGUCACACGAAAGAACUGCUCUAAACUUGUCUAAAUCUGUUUCAGAAGCCGUGUAUGAAAUGGCAACUAGCUUUUUGCACAUAAGAAAGGAAUGGCCUUUUUUACUUCGCUGAUCUGCAGCGUCUGACACGUCUGCAGCGUCCCUGUGUCCUUAACUCGGUGAAACGCCACCUCUUGCACUUCUCGGCCUGAUAUCAGACCACCUCUUUGUUUCUAGAACAUGUUACUGUACUCUUAAUUGCUUGCGGCAGCAAACAUUACACCCGUGUGUCCUCAGCUCCUGCAAAAACCACAUCCACCUGGUUUCACUAACCACUCAAGGUAAAUGUGGGAGAUUAAAAGGUGAGAUCAGAGGCUUGUGCUUCUGUUCAGCAUUUCAAGUUCCUAGAGUCAUGAAGGGAAAUGUUCUAACCAUAGUAUGCAGUUUUCAUCUUUUGUCUUCGAGUGUCCUUUUAGUGUGAAAUUUAUGCAGAGAGACCCCAUAAAUGAGACCUCUUGAGUAUCAUUAGGUUGGAAUGAAAUUCUGCACACACUUUGAUUAUCUGUGAAGCAUUAGAGGGAAGAAUACCGGCGUGUCUUCACACCACAAAGAAUUCACCUGUUAAGGCCAGAUCGUGUUCCGAUUAUCAAGCGAAGAAGGGAUAAGCAGGGGCUGGCAAUGAAACUGGCUACAGUCCACUUCAUAACUCUCAACAGCAAUAAUAGCACUCGCAUAGAUAAGCUAGAUGUUGUGCUAUGUUUAGCCAAGUGUUACGUGGGCGGUCACUUCAAACAUGGCUGAAAUGGUUUCCAGGUUAAGGGCUCAACCAGAGGCGUGUUCAACAUCGCGGUUUCUUUGAUUUCCAAAUGAGGUCUUUGGCCAGUGAUGUGAAGUAUGUGUGAUGUAACCAAAGCAUUCGAUUUUAAAGAGGAGCACCUGAAUCAGUGAUUAAAUACCUGAUUUAUUUCAGUACUAGUUUCAGAUUCAUCAGUAGCUGACAUGCUGACAGAAAUUAGCAUGUCCGGGCAGGUAUAUUAUGAAAGGACGUUGCCUCUGUUGUGUUAAUUUGAACACACCUCUGGUUGCUGAAUUAUGCUAAACAGGGUCCAUGUUAUUGUGAUGGAGUGUCAAAAAGGCUUGACCUUGUGUAACCUCAAAAGAUAACCUUUUUUUGUGUUAUUUGGUUUCAAAGAAAACUAUUUUGUUAGGAAAUGGGGAGGGAUUUAUUUGGGGAAGCGGGAGGAAUUCUUUUAGAUGUUCAGUGUUAAAAAAAGAAAAAAAACAACUAUUUUUCUAACUGAUAAUUGGUUUUAGUUAAGCGUUGUUACUCAGUGUAAGCAAGUUCUGUAUGUUUCCGAAUAUAAUCGUGUGGUAGAUCUAGGAGAGCUUGUGAGUGAGAAAACGUUGCCAACACUGUGUCCAACAAACACACACUUAACACACUGCUACCAUAAAAAACAUUGCCCAGACAAUGAAUGUAGCCAAAUACUCAGGCUAUAUUUAGCCUUCCCUGGUGCUCAUAUUGAAUGGUCUAUAUUGUGAUACUAUUUUUGUAACCGAAUAUUAUUGUGUAGCUUGGUGAACUAGCUUGAAACAGUCAGAUGAUUUCAAAAUAGCCUCACGUGUGGAAGACGUAUAAUUGAUAAUACACACUCACAUGGGAAUUGUGUCUAGCUUGCAUGUGCUGAACGUACACAUACAGUAUGUACACUACACACACACACCUACUGGAAAACUUUGCACGGUUGAUCGCCAACCUGUUAUUCAUGCUGAGAGCGUUUUUGUCGCAGACCAAGAUGUCUUCCGAGUGCUCAGCUGUUAAAACUGCAGCGUUUCUGUUUUUAUUUGGAAGACCUCUCCAGAAGAAAAAAGAAAAAAAUAGAGAGAGCCUAAAAAAAAAAAUCCUCAUACUUGACAGAUGCGUAAGGUUUGUGAAUGAGACCUGUCUAGUUCCACUUUGUAUUACUAUGCUAAUAUUUUCCACCAAACCAAUCCACUGCAGAAAGACGUCCACAUCAACACUUGUUUUCAUUUUGCAUUAGGACCGAUGGUGGCUGAAAGUCAGCCUGCUGCUUUCAAAAAUACUUCAUUUUCCAUUUGAAGUCUCAAUGCAAGAUUUAAACUCCCCACAGUGCGGUGGAUAAUUGACGCAGUGUUGAUAAUUACUGUAGCUCAGGAUAAGAGAUUUUCAGAUUCACAGCUGGCGAGGCCUGAAGGAAGCCUGGCAGAAGACACUUUGAGUGGAAAAGUUUCACUCCCGCAAAACACAGCAACAAAGCGUCAGAUGUAAGAGUGUAUGGUGGGCCAGAUUAUAGAGGGCAUACAGUAGGGUAGAUCACCGCAGGUCUAGGAUCAGUCACAUACGGGUCAUAACAAAGUGGGUCUCGUGAAACAGGCUAUGAAAACAUCUCGAUCAGCUGCCCUUUACUAAGCACGCCAAAUCCAGUGAAUCCUGCUUUUGAAGAUAUGUACAACAAUUAACGUAACACCAUUGGCAUGUGGAUGGAAGAACCGUUGCAGCACCCUCAUUGGCUUCUAGUUUAUGACCUGACGUAUUUAUUUUAGCUGAUUUUUUUUUCCUAUUCUUCCUUUGAGCCCUCUUUGGGUCAUAGAUGUCCAUAUGCAAUUUCCUUUCCCUCUGAUUUUAGACUUUAGUAUCAGUGAAUCUUUCAGAUCCAGUGUUUUAACGUGGCUUCAGGUUGUUUGAUACCAACAGUGACAUCAUUAGCUCUUCCCUAACUCUGUUUUGUUAUUAUAUGUUUCAAUUGACCUUCAUUCCAGAUGGCAAAACCUCAACUUAUGAACUCAUCUUACUACAGGUGAGUGAGUAGCUGACACAUAUUAUACAGCGUAAAACCUCACAGUUAAUAAUGCAUUCCUUUAAAUACAUCUGUGUCAUGUACAGCGAUUUUAUAUUAUUUUAUAUCAUAUUCUUCUGUAAUCGUCCGGUGCACAGACAAUCGCUAUACACAUGUCAAUAAACCUGUUAAAAAGA